This is a messenger RNA of Panthera uncia (snow leopard), 3518 nucleotides long. It is a transcript of the gene TMBIM1, whose product is annotated as transmembrane BAX inhibitor motif containing 1. The record is from RefSeq and is a predicted model, not a curated record. The transcript is spliced from 12 exons. Gene Ontology annotation, biological process: negative regulation of apoptotic signaling pathway. The coding region runs from base 1269 to 2204 and encodes 311 amino acids. NCBI's taxonomy places the organism in Eukaryota, Metazoa, Chordata, Mammalia, Carnivora, Felidae. Gene Ontology annotation, cellular component: Golgi apparatus; endoplasmic reticulum; membrane.
AAAAGGGAGGGAAGGAGACCGUCCUACGAGGCCAGGGGCUGUGUUCCUGUGCCUGCCGGGUGGGGUUUCCUGAGAUGCACACUCUGAGCUAUUCUUUCCAUUCUGACUCUGGGCAUCGGUUCCUGGCAGCGAGGAGGGCAGGCUGCCUGGACCAGUCAGCUGCUCCUUUCCGCCCCUCCCUCCAACACACACCCGCUUGCUUGCUUGCUUGCUUGCUUGCUUGCUGUGACUUCAGUUGCUCAGGCCUCCUCUCUGCAGAUUCCAGAGCCUUAACCCUUCAGGUGCGCCCAGGGGAGCCUGAGCCUGGGCCUCAGCUGGCCAGAGCUGUGGUGGCCACACCGAGGUGGCUCCGGGGGAAGGGGCUGUUUCCCCAAGGCUGUACCUGAAAACCUUGACAGCCAACAAGUCCUGUGUUUGAGCCCGCCCACUGCUGCUGCUGGGACGGCUGGGUCUGGAGGAGAAAGGAGAGCUUCUGGCUCCUUCUGGUGGGGGAUUGGGGUCUUGAUGAUGGGGGAGCAGACUUAGAUCUGUAACAUGGCAAGGAUGGGGCAGUUAGAACGUCUUGAUAACAGGCAUGGUGAGGAAGAAUGUUCUAAUGAUUCAGGCUGCCUGCAAGUGGCACAGCCUUGCUCCCUGUUGUUGGAGUGUGUUCAGGAGAAACUGAAUGCCUACUGUGUUUUAGGAAAAUUCAUGCUUCCAGUGGGGACCCUUCAAGGUCCCUUUAGCCCAUGGAGACUGUGAGCUCCUCUACUAGCUACUGGCAGAACCCAGAUGACCUGACUCCUGGUUUCUAGUCUUUGGGCAUCAGUCAUCCUCCCCAUCUCUGGAUCGUCUCCCUCCUCUUUCCCCUCCUUCUCUUUCAACUCCACAUUCUCCAGCGCCUACCAUUACUCACAGCUCUGAAAGUAAACACUGACCACUUCCCCCUUUCCCUACUGCCUAGGCAGAGGCGGGCCCCAAACCUCAUCCUUCUCUGAGGUCUCCAUGACACAGAGUGACCAGGGCCCUCAUGUAGGCUGGGCAGCUGUCAGGGGGCAGGCCAGGCUGUGGGCCAAGGCUCCUGCCCGCCUGGCACUGCUCAGAGGUGGGUGUGGCUGUGUUCUGCCACUCCUCUGACUCGCCUGAAUGCUCUCCCCUUCUCCUGUGCCCAGGACUGCACAUCAGAGAGCGGGAUGUAGGCCCCGCCUCAGGUCCGGCAACAUGACCCUGACCAUGGAGAGGUCACUCGACUUCCCCGUCUGGCUGGUGCCCUCAGCCCUUGAGCGGCCAUGUCCAGCCCCAGUGCCCCCCCUCCGUAUGAGGACCGCAACCCUCUGUACCCUGGCCCUCCGCCCCAGGGGGGCUACGGGCAGCCGUCUGUCCUGCCUGGUGGCUACCCGGCCUACCCGGCCUACCCACAGCCUGGCUACGGUCACCCUGCUGGCUAUCCACAGCCUAUGCCCCCCAUCCACCCGAUGCCCAUGAACUACGGCCCAGGCCAGGGCUAUGAUGCGGAAGAGAGAGCAGUGAGUGAAAGCUUCGGGCCUGGAGAAUGGGAUGACAGGAAAGUCCGACACACUUUCAUCCGAAAGGUUUACAGCAUCAUCUCCAUCCAGCUGCUCAUCACGGUGGCCAUCAUCGCUAUCUUCACCUUUGUGAAACCAGUUGGCGAUUUCGUGAGGAGAAACCUGUUUGUCUACUAUGUGUCCUAUGCUGUCUUCCUGGGCACCUAUCUGACCCUCGCCUGCUGCCAGGGACCCAGACGCCGUUUCCCAUGGAAUAUCAUCCUGCUGACCCUCUUUACUCUUGCCAUGGGCUUCAUGACGGGCACCAUUUCCAGUGUGUAUGAAACCAAAGCCGUCAUCAUUGCAAUGAUCAUCACUGCCGUGGUGUCCAUUUCGGUCACCAUCUUCUGCUUCCAGACCAAGGUGGACUUCACCUCGUGCACAGGCCUCUUCUGUGUCCUGGGAAUUGUGAUGAUGGUGACUGGGAUUGUCACCGCCAUUGUGCUGUCCUUCAAAUAUAUUUACUGGCUCCACAUGGUCUAUGCUGCUCUGGGGGCCAUUUGCUUCACCUUGUUCCUGGCUUACGACACGCAGCUGGUCCUGGGAAACCGAAAGCACACCAUCAGCCCGGAGGACUACAUCACUGGCGCCCUGCAGAUCUACACUGACAUCAUCUACAUUUUCACCUUUGUGCUGCAGCUGGUGGGGGACCGCAAUUAAGGAGCACCUUCCACCCCACUGUGCGCCCACUGUGGGCUCUCCCUUCCCUAGAGGGCUGGGCCCUGUGACUGGAGUCCGGACCUCAGACCCCCUUCCUUCCCCUCCAGUAAUAUGCCCAGUUUCCUUUCUGUCCUGGGACGGGUGGCCUCUGUGGCGGUGGAUGUGCAGGGACCUGGCGGGGCUGGAGGAACCGGGGACUAACUCUUGCCUCUGGUAGACUCGGCAGGGACCAGGCAGAAGAUGUGCCUCCUCCCUCCACCCACUCCGUGGCACCAAAUUCUUCUCGACUGCUGGGGUUGCAGGGAGGACAGAAAAAGCCUAUUCUACAGCCAAAAGGGAAUAUGAGAAGUAGAAGUAACUUUGGGGUGAUGAGGUGUCCCCUCCCACCUCUGCCAUAGGCUUCUGGGCUUGGUAGCUGAAGCUGUUUCCUCCCUCAACCCCCAACAAAGCCAGAGAGCUUUGUCCCCAGCCUCCUGGACUCACUGGCCAUUAUCCUGUACUCCUCUGACAACCCUUAGUGCCUUCUGGCUCACAAAGGUAGAAGAGAUCUGUGCCCAUGGGUCUCCCCUGCUUCAGUCCCUCUUCUUUCGAUGGCAUGUACAUACUGUUCAUUUGGAAUAGGGGAGGACGAGGAGAGUAAGCAAAGCCAAGGACGGGCCAAGACAGAACAGCAUCUACCCUGGGCUUCCUCACGGCUUGUGGUGGUGGAGAGGGCAGGCCUGUCCACAGCCAUCUGGUCCCCAUUCUCCAAAGCUCCCUGGGGCCUCCUUGGGGGCUUCUGAGAUCUCUGGUCAGAGAGACCUCUUGCUUCCUGUGCUCAAGCUGCUCAGAGAAGAAAGUGAGGAGCAAAGCUCAGGAGAUGGGGUGGUUUGUAGGAUUAUAAGUGGGGCCAGGAAGUACCAGGGUGAAGAAAGGCCAGGGUGGGGGCAGGAAAAUGCUCUGGGGUCCUCUCCCUGAUCUGAGGGGUAUGAAAGCCUACUGUGGUGUCCAUGGAAAUUUCUGUGUUCUUUCCUUGUGCUAACCUGGGAAGGAUCCUGAGCAAAAGGAGACUUCCCCUCUCAGUUUGUUCUUAACUUGUGCUGGGGGAUUUUAGACUUGAGCCUCAUCUCUCCAGCCAGCUGCCACUUUCUUCGUGACACCAAGUGCCUCAAGCUGGAAUGGGGAAGGAGGACAAGAGUCCUUCUGUCAGUGGGGGUAGAAACCAAAUCAGCCCAAGGGUAUACUUAGGACUUCUCUUAAGUACUUGGUCCUAAAUAUAUCACACAAAAGGACAUAAGUAGAAACGUAAUAAAGUUUUGUGUUUCGGAGUUAAAA